AGCGGGGCUGAACCGUAAACCCGACAACCCGGCCUCCUAAUUCCGCCUUUGUUCCGUUAUUGGAGCUCGUCGGCGUGGCAGUCGCACUUGGUGUUGGAGCUCGAAUUCGGCCUCCAUUUUUGUUCCCUUCGGUCUGUCCUUCGAGCUCGUCACUGUCGCAGUCGCACUUUGACUUGUGUUGAAGAGCUGAACAGUGAAGAACACUUUUGCUAUGAGUAUCGGAGCUUGUGCUGAGCUAUCGCGUUGCGUUCCUGGUGUUUCCAUCAGACCAAGGUCUAACAAGUACAGUGAGAGCUGUCAUUGCACAAGCAGCUGCAAUGUUGGCAGAUUUGCAUCCGCAUGUGGAGCAGUUGAAGAAUUGAGAAUUGGAUCAAUUGCUUGGUGCAACACCGUAAAACCUAUGUCGAGGGAUGGUGUCAUAGCGGGUGCUUCAAACAACAACCAAGGUCUUACCUACAAGGAUGCUGGUGUUGAUAUUGAUGCUGGCUCAGAACUUGUACGAAGGAUAGCAAAAAUGGCACCUGGAAUAGGAGGCUUUGGUGGUCUUUUCCCUCUUGGUGAUUCAUAUCUUGUUGCUGGCACUGAUGGUGUGGGUACUAAAGUGAUGCUGGCUUUUGAAACUGGAAUCCAUGAGACUAUUGGGAUUGAUUUGGUCGCAAUGAGCGUCAAUGAUAUUGUUACUUCUGGGGCAAAGCCACUAUUUUUCCUUGAUUACUUUGCCACAGGCCACCUUGAUGUUGAUGUUGCUGAAAAGGUUAUAAAAGGAAUCGUUGAUGGUUGCCAGCAAUCUGAUUGUGUGCUCUUAGGAGGAGAGACUGCAGAGAUGCCUGGUCUCUAUAAAAAAGGUGAGUACGAUCUUAGUGGCUGUGCAGUUGGCAUCGUAAAGAAGGACUCCGUCAUCAAUGGGAAGAACAUAGUUGCUGGUGAUAUUCUUAUUGGUCUCCCAUCUAGUGGAGUUCAUUCUAAUGGCUUCUCUCUUGUACGAAGAGUGCUUGCUCAAAGCGGUCUUUCAUUGCAAGAUCAACUUCCUGGUGGGGAUGUUUCAAUAGCAGAAGCUCUGAUGGCCCCGACUGUUAUUUAUGUUAAAAAGGUUCUUGACUUAAUUAGCAAGGGAGGGGUUAAGGGAAUUGCUCACAUCACUGGUGGUGGUUUUACAGAUAACAUACCCAGAGUGUUUCCUGAAGGCCUUGGCGCCAAUAUAUACAAGGACUCAUGGGAAGUUCCUCCUGUGUUCAAAUGGCUUCAGGAGGCUGGAAAUAUAGAAGACAGCGAGAUGAGGCGAACAUUCAAUAUGGGCAUAGGGAUGGUACUUGUAGUGAGCCCUGAAGCAUCAAUUAAAAUACUUGAGAAUAGGGACGAACUGGACAAAGUCUACAAAAUUGGUGAGGUUGUAAGGGGCAAUGGAGUGAGCUAUAGUUAACUGAGGUGUUUUGCCUGUGAUCAUAUGUUACUUUUUAAGCACAUUCCCCUGACACAAAUUUCACGUUUUAGAUCCAGGUAACUGGUUUUUUUGGAGCCUUGUUUCCUCUACAUAGAAGUUCCUGAGUUUGCAACAUUUUAUGAUGCACUAAUAAUUUAAUUGCUCGUAAAGAUGUUCAAUUUUACUUUUUGUAUUGCAAGUCAUUUAGUUUCAAUGAUCCUGUCAUGUA
Neltuma alba is the source of this 1649-nucleotide messenger RNA. RefSeq names its product phosphoribosylformylglycinamidine cyclo-ligase, chloroplastic/mitochondrial-like. The transcript is spliced from 9 exons. Gene Ontology annotation, molecular function: phosphoribosylformylglycinamidine cyclo-ligase activity; phosphoribosylamine-glycine ligase activity. Bases 212 to 1420 code for a protein of 402 amino acids. NCBI's taxonomy places the organism in Eukaryota, Viridiplantae, Streptophyta, Magnoliopsida, Fabales, Fabaceae. Gene Ontology annotation, biological process: adenine biosynthetic process; 'de novo' IMP biosynthetic process. The record is from RefSeq and is a predicted model, not a curated record. Gene Ontology annotation, cellular component: cytosol.